Messenger RNA from Hypoxylon trugodes, 2170 nucleotides. RefSeq lists its product as uncharacterized. The transcript has 2 exons. Bases 467 to 1864 code for a protein of 465 amino acids. NCBI's taxonomy places the organism in Eukaryota, Fungi, Ascomycota, Sordariomycetes, Xylariales, Hypoxylaceae. The record is from RefSeq and is a predicted model, not a curated record.
UUCGAAAACACAUUUACUCAAUUAGGCAUAAGCACUUGAUUACUCAGGAGGGAGAAACCGUCCGGGUGAUCAUCAAGAAUUAUGUUGGGGUCUGAGAAAAGAAAUGGAGGUGGAGGGGGGAAUUUGCUCAGGCGCCUAAGCAGCUAAGAUGUUAUGAGCACGUGAUGAUGACGAUUCUGUCUAACUUUAAGAGGAAAGAACAGGGCGGGACGGGGUGGAACGGUCCGGCAAAGUUUGACUUUACAUUUUACCAACCUCUUCGUACUUCGUACCGAUAUAUCUAAAAGCAAAUCUACUUCCCAAACCAUUCCACAUUCCCAUAGCCACCGAAAUCAUGAUUUUUACAACUUCCUAAAGCAGGUAUCUACCCUGGUUAAGCAAAUCGUGUAUGGUCAAACGCGAUAUCUAUCCGUUCUGACUAAUAAUAUGGGAUGCAUACACCCGAGAGUUCUAUCUAGAGAUCGGCAUGACACACUUUCAAAAGCUCCCGCAGGAGUUACAGCUCCAUAUUGCUGAGUUAUGCACUCGAUCUACGUUGCUUUCCCUUUUGAAUACCUCAAAAGCCCUUCACCAACUUCUCACUCCUGUUCUCUACCGAGUGAUUGAUCUCAGCUCACACAAUGGCCCCGACAUCAAUCUCCGGGUACCCUCCACCAGUGUUCCGUCGGAUUGGCCCGUAAACCGUGAUAACCCUAUUGAUGGCACUGUGUAUGACAAGCAACGAGCACUUAUCAGAACGCUACGGUCGCAUCCAUCACUAGGCCAACAUGUCAGAAUUCUUCGUUGGACGACUGUUGAUUAUUCGCAACAUGUUGAGGAAAACGAGCUUAUGCCACUCUGGGAUCAAUAUAAUGAAGGUAUAAUUUCACGAAGAAAAUUGAAGACGUGUUUAGAGGAGUACACCUUCAAUAACUGCACAUCGCGUCUCUGGGAUACAUUUACUACAUUCGCUCACGUUCUAGAGGUCGAUAUCGCGUUCAUGGGGGCCGAUUACAGGGAGGCCUAUCCACCCCCUCCAUUGUUUCAACAUGUCCAGUCUCUGCGGUUAUCGGGAAUGGCCUCCUCAUUUCUGAUCAGGUCGAUUCUAAAAUCCACCAAUCCUGGAUUGCUCCGACACUUGCAUCUUAAUAAUCCGAAUCGUUUUGCAGAACUUGAAGGCUUACAAGAAGAACUACCGCUUCGAGAGAAGGGGAAAUUGAGACCUUUUCCACAACUGAGUAGAAGUGCGGGUCCUAUGCGCACGCACCUCUUAGAAUGCUAUGACAAAUGGUGUAACCUACAAAGCCUAAUAAUCGACACAGCAGGUCUCUCUGGACCCGGACCAGAUACGUUAUCAAUAACAGACAUUGAAGCCUUAGAAGAUGAGAGUAUACGUUACCGAGAGCUCGGUACACUCAUCAGGUUCGUAGCGAAUAAUCUUCGAGUCUUUCGAUUCCAGCAAGGGUCGACUGAGGAAAAGCAUCGAAAUGGUUGGCGCCCUCCACCCCACGUACGUUGCGCAGGGCCGUUCCCUCCUCGAGACGGCUUGCGCCCAAUGGAUGCCCUCUUCCAUCAGCAUAUCCUAAGCGCUAUUUUAGAGAGCACGUGGCCUCGACUAGAACAGAUGGAACUCUUCGGUGUGUCUUCAUAUACGUGUUAUAUAAAUCGAGAAGGGGUACCAAUAAACCGUCCACUACCUGAUGAGACGCUAUCGCGGAUAAGGACGAUAGUUGGGCUCGGCCCUGUGCUUGAUAUACGACCUGAAGCUACGAGACUCUUCUGGCUUGCAGACAGCUCAGAAGGCUCAGGAGUAGUAGAGGUCGGUUCAGACGAGUGGACCGAGGAUGAGGAAGACAGUGAGAGCGAUAUCGAAGAGGAAAGCUAGCAAAUUUAUCCUUCUCGGUCAUUGGAGCUAUUCAAUUUACAGUAGGGCCCGCCAACGAUGAGCCAGCAAGUAUUCCGAUGCCGUACGUCAGAUAUCGCAGGAUGAAACAACCAUCGCAGCCAACUUCGUUUUCCGCUCAGUUCAUAUACAUCAGUCACCCUAGACAGCCGUUCCCUAGAAUUUAUCGGAAAUAAUAAGUCCCAAUGAAUUAUUACCCAGGACAAGAGGCUUCCAUUGGAAUUAUUCCAUGCAUACCGGGUCUAGAGUAAGCGAAAAGUCUGGAGCAGUACAGCUAGUAUAGUAGGC